This is a messenger RNA of Hipposideros armiger (great roundleaf bat), 2470 nucleotides long. It is a transcript of the gene BIN3, whose product is annotated as bridging integrator 3. The record is from RefSeq and is a predicted model, not a curated record. The transcript is spliced from 9 exons. The coding region runs from base 91 to 852 and encodes 253 amino acids. Gene Ontology annotation, cellular component: cytoplasm; actin cytoskeleton. Gene Ontology annotation, molecular function: protein binding; lipid binding. NCBI's taxonomy places the organism in Eukaryota, Metazoa, Chordata, Mammalia, Chiroptera, Hipposideridae. Gene Ontology annotation, biological process: plasma membrane tubulation; endocytosis; actin cortical patch localization.
GUCACUUCCUGGAGACUGGCCGAAUCCGGAAGUGAUCCCCGAGGACCGAGUUGCGCGGAGGACCCCAGCGACAGGGCCAGGUUCGGGACCAUGAGCUGGAUUCCUUUCAAGAUUGGGCAGCCCAAGAAACAGAUUGUCCCCAAAACAGUGGAGAGAGACUUUGAAAGGGAGUAUGGAAAACUCCAGCAGCUGGAAGAACAGACCAGAAGGCUCCAAAAGGACAUGAAGAAGAGCACCGAUGCGGACCUGGCCAUGUCCAAAUCUGCCGUCAAGAUAUCCUUGGACUUGCUAUCCAACCCCCUCUGCGAGCAAGACCAGGACUUUCUAAACAUGGUGACAGCCCUGGACACGGCCAUGAAACGGAUGGACGCCUUCAAUCAGGAAAAGGUGAACCAGAUUCAAAAGACUGUGAUUGAACCCUUAAAAAAGUUUGGCAGUGUCUUCCCGAGCCUCAACAUGGCGGUGAAACGGCGGGAGCAGGCCUUGCAGGACUACAGGAGGCUGCAGGCCAAGGUGGAGAAGUAUGCGGAGAAGGAGAAGACAGGGCCAGUGCUGGCCAAGCUCCACCAGGCCCGAGAAGAGCUUCGGCCAGUGCGGGAAGACUUUGAGGCCAAGAAUAAGCAGCUCCUGGAUGAGAUGCCGCGGUUCCACAACAGCCGACUCGACUACUUCCAGCCCAGCUUUGAGUCCCUGAUCCGUGCACAGGUCGUCUACUACUCUGAAAUGCAUAAGAUCUUCGGAGACCUGACCCAACAGCUGGACCAGCCUGGCCACCCCGAUGAGCAGCGGGAGCGGGAGAAUGAAGCCAAACUGAGUGAGCUCAGAGCCCUCUCUAUUGUGGCUGAUGACUGAGUCCUGCCUCAUUGGAAGACGCCUGGGAUACAAGUCAGCCUCUCUAGUCUUUGCCCUUUUCAAGCGUAGGCUCAGGCAUCUGCCAGCAAAGGCCCUGCCUGGGAGAAGUGUGGGGCUAGCAGCCCUCGCCCUACCUCACCAGCCCUUUGGAAUAAGCCAGCACCGGGAGCCCCAGGCAGGCUGCUGUCUCCCCGCCCAUAAGCAGGAGACUGCAGACAGGUAAGCAGCCUAGUCCAACCCCAGGGGGUUGUAUUUCCAGAAGGACCGUCCAGAGUGCCUCCUGGCCCAGGGCCAGGGCUCUGUCAGCUCACCUGCUGUCUCAGCCUCACUUUCGUGGUUGGGAUGACAUCUACCUCCAAAAGACCCAUCCUGGGGAGUCCACCCACCCUGUUGCCGUCCCACUUCACUCCCUGGGAGAGGGCCGGAACACUGCCCUGGGAAGCGAGUGCCAUGGUCCCCAGCCCUGACAGGCCCCUGUCUAGCCUCCCAGCACAACAAAAGCUGGCUCAGCCCACUCAUAUAUAGGAUAACCCACUUCUAGCCUUAGGUCAGUGCAGGGGAAGACCCCAAGUCUUGUAGUUUCCCUAGGAAACUGGGACACAACCCAUGUAAAUAACUUACCACAAAAAAAAUGUUGGACCGAUUCACAGGCCUCAGAGCAAGAAUGGGUUUGUCUCACCUGAAUAUUUGGAAUUUUAUUUUUUCAAGUAAACUUUGCAAUAAAAUUUCCAUGUAUUAUUGUACUAUACCUAAGGCAAGGAGGGGAGAGCCACCCCAGGUUUUGUUUCCAGGUAAUGCUGCCCCCUGCUGAGCUGACAGGACCCCUACCGCGUCCUCUCCCAUCAGCCUUCAGGGAGCCUAGUGCAAGGGGCUGCUAUUCCUGCUGCCGCCGCCCUCUGGAGGUAACUGCACCCCUAUCCUGUGGAGGCUGCGCUGAGGGCCAGGAGGAAGGGUGGGAGCACAGGCAGACCUGAAGGAAGGGAAAAGCUAUGCAGGACACUUGGUUUGUUUUUGACUUUGGUUUAUUUAAAAAACAAAAAGCCAAAAAAAAAAAAAAAAAAAAACACAAUUUUAUAUACAAAGUCAAACUGAAACCACGGAUUAUGGAAAGAGGCGAGACUUACGGGGAACAGGGAAAAAGGCUGGGCCAUAGCCAAUACCACAUUCUGAACACGGGAAGCCAGGGGAAGAGGUGCUGGUUUCUUCUGGCAAGUCUGGGGUGGCUGGAACAGUGUUCACUGGCAAACAGCCCACAACGAGAGCUCGCUAGCACUGACUGCAUUCCUGCAAAGGCCACUGGAGACCCUUCCCCCAAGAACCUGCUCCUGGAACCUGGCAGGAUUUGUGCCAUCCAGAGGAAGGGGCUCUUACCCCAGCCACAUUCCGUGUCUGUUUCUUCAGUUUAUUGGCAUCAGACCUUAUCAUGACAUAGUCGAAAAGCCUUUUCCUCCCGUCUUACUCUAAACUGGAAGAGGACAGGAGAAAGCACAAGACUAAGGGCCCCAGGAGAAACCCCAAGGUAGAGGGCAAAAUGACAUUCGAGGGGUGCAGAUGUUGGAUUUAGUUGUUUAAGUGGAACCGGUUCCUCGCUCGUCCGUCCCACACAGCACAGGCAGAC